Messenger RNA from Zasmidium cellare ATCC 36951, 984 nucleotides. RefSeq lists its product as uncharacterized. Gene Ontology annotation, molecular function: phosphopantothenoylcysteine decarboxylase activity; FMN binding. The coding region runs from base 1 to 984 and encodes 327 amino acids. Gene Ontology annotation, biological process: coenzyme A biosynthetic process. NCBI's taxonomy places the organism in Eukaryota, Fungi, Ascomycota, Dothideomycetes, Mycosphaerellales, Mycosphaerellaceae. Gene Ontology annotation, cellular component: phosphopantothenoylcysteine decarboxylase complex. The record is from RefSeq and is a predicted model, not a curated record. The transcript has a single exon.
AUGGAAAUGCCAGAGACCGACAAAGCGCUGGCCCAACUCCUGCGAGCCAUUCCGUACCUGAUCAUGAUGGGCUGCUUCUUCGCCGCGAUAACUUAUAUCCCAUCUCGAAGAGAACACGAAAUCAAACUCCAAAAGCUGCGUCUCGAAGCCCAAAACCCAAAACAACAAGACGAAACCCCAAAACCAAGUCCACAAACCUCGAAAAACAACGAGCUCCCCCACCCACCACCCCUCAAAGCCUCCGACCACCUCACCGACGCCAAACACCACCUCCUCCUCGCAGCAACCGGCUCCGUCGCCACAAUCAAACUCCCCAACAUCCUACACGCCCUCUCACACCACCCCAACCUCUCCAUCCGCAUCCUCCUCACGCCCUCCGCAACCACCUUCCUGCAAUCCCAAUCCCCGGAACAACCCUCGCUCCCCUCCCUCCUCGCCAUCCCCAACGUCGAAGCAAUCUACCGCGACGAAGACGAAUGGCUCGUCCCCUGGACGCGCGGAGCCCCGAUCCUGCACAUCGAGCUGCGGCGCUGGGCGGAUCUGCUGGUCAUCGCGCCGUUGUCGGCGAAUUCGCUCGCAAAGAUCUCGCUCGGAUUAUCCUCUGACUUAGUCUCCUCUGUCGUUCGGGCAUGGGAUUCGACGGGCGGGUUGAUCGAUAAGCCUCGGCCGGGAGUUGCGCUGCCUUAUGGCGAGAAGCGCGAUCGGAAGGGGAUUCUGGUGGCGCCGGCGAUGAAUACGGCCAUGUGGAAUCAUCCGGUUACGGCGAGGCAUUUGGCGAUGUUGGAGGAGUGGAGUGUGGAGAAGGGAGGGUGGAUUGAGGUUUUGAGGCCGAUUGAGAAGGAUUUGGCGUGUGGGGAUAUGGGCGGUGGGGCGAUGAAGGAGUGGAAGGAUAUUGUGGGUGUGAUUGAGGAGAGGUUGGGGUUGGGGUCGACAGGGGGCGAGGAGGAGUAUGUGGCUAUUAAGGGAGGGAAGUUGGCGAAGUGA